Molecule: messenger RNA, 1512 nt
Organism: Microthlaspi erraticum
Lineage: Eukaryota; Viridiplantae; Streptophyta; Magnoliopsida; Brassicales; Brassicaceae
Source: the annotation of a GenBank genome assembly
AUGUCGUUGUAUCUUUCCUACGAAUCAUCUUCCGGGUUCAGCCUGCUCAAGGUAAACGGUAUCGAUGAGAUCGGACAGAACACGGAGGCGGUUCGAAGCUCCGUCUCGGACCUCAGUCGGUUCGGGCGGGUCGUCGAGCUCAUUGCUUUUCACCCUUUCGAGUCUGCACUCGAUGCUCUCAACCAAAUCAACGCCGUCUCUGAAGGGUAUAUGACUGAUGAACUGAGAAGCUUUCUGGAAUUGAAUCUUCCGAAAGUGAAAGAAGGCAAGACUCCCAAGUUUAGCUUAGGAGUCUCUGAGCCCAAAAUCGGUUCUUGCAUUUUUGAAGCCACCAAGAUUCCUUGCCAGAGCAACGAGUUUGUCCUUGAGCUUCUCAGAGGUGUGCGCCAGCAUUUUGACAGACUCAUCAAGGACCUAAAGCCCGGUGAUCUGGAGAAAGCGCAACUUGGACUAGCUCACAGCUACAGCAGAGCGAAGGUGAAGUUCAAUGUGCACCGUGUGGAUAACAUGGUGAUUCAAGCUAUUUUCUUGCUGGACACGCUUGAUAAGGAUAUCAAUUCCUUUGCCAUGAGAGUCAGGGAAUGGUACUCAUGGCACUUCCCGGAGCUAGUCAAGAUAGUCAAUGACAACUACCUUUAUUCUCGAGUUUCAAAGAUUAUUGAAGAUAAGUCAAAGCUCUCUGAAGAGCAUGUUCCAAUGCUUACUGAAGUCCUAGGGGAUGAAGAUAAGGCAAGAGAGGUUGUCGAAGCUGGAAAAGCAUCUAUGGGCCAGGAUUUAUCGCCGAUUGAUCUGAUGAAUGUCCAGACCUUUGCUCAGAGAGUUAUGGACCUGGCGGAUUACAGGAAGAAGCUCUAUGAUUACCUUGUUGCUAAAAUGGGCGACAUUGCUCCAAAUCUUGCGGCCUUGAUCGGAGACAUGGUUGGGGCAAGGUUGAUUUCACACGCGGGAAGUCUGACAAAUCUUGCCAAGUGCCCAUCUUCAACUCUCCAGAUUCUUGGUGCUGAGAAGGCACUUUUCAGGGCGCUGAAAACACGUGGAAACACACCCAAGUACGGUCUUAUAUUCCAUUCUUCAUUCAUCGGGCGUGCAUCUGCUAAGAACAAGGGCCGUAUUGCUCGUUACCUUGCAAACAAGUGUUCCAUUGCUUCCCGAAUUGAUUGUUUCGCUGAUAGCAGCACUACAGCUUUUGGUGAGAAACUCCGGGAACAAGUGGAGGAACGACUAGACUUUUAUGACAAAGGUGUUGCCCCACGUAAGAAUGUUGACGUAAUGAAAGAAGUCAUUGACAAUCUUGAAAAGAAAGACGAGGGAGAAGUAACAGCAGUGGAGGGCUCAGAGAAGAAAAAGAAGAAAGAGAAGAGAAAGACAGAGGAGAAAGAUGAGGUAGAAGAAGAAGAGGAGAAGUCGAAGAAAAAGAAGAAGAAAAGCAAAGCAGCGGAAGAGGAAUUGACGACAGAUAAUGGUAACAGCAAGAAGAAGAAGAAGAAAACUAAGUCACAAGAUGACGAAUAG